Molecule: messenger RNA, 4129 nt
Organism: Amoebophrya sp. A25
Lineage: Eukaryota; Dinophyceae; Syndiniales; Amoebophryaceae
Source: the annotation of a GenBank genome assembly
CACAGAGAAAUAUCUUCGGCGAUGAUGAUGGUCGCCCCUCGUUCUUUUGGUGAUUUGUUUUGGCGUAGAUAGAGGGCGUAGCAGUUCUGCAGGACUUUUGCCAAUGACGCAGGUCGAGCAUUUCUCUCUUUCGGGGGCCUAAUGUCCUACGUAAAUCAUGUGGUUCACUCGCCGCGUCUCGGCGCCCUAAUUUCCUUCGGGAGCUUAUCAAUAGUAAUGUGGCUGCUUACCCUUCGGGGACCUUCCUAAGCGGAGGGUCAUCAUUGUGAUCUACAGUGUCGUGUACUCAUGGUUUUCUUCUUACCUAUCAAAUCGAUUAGCAAGAGUUGGGUGUAUUAAUUUCUGAGAAUCGGUAGUCAACAAAAGUAGGAGUAGGUACCUAUUUUUUAGAGGUAGAAAAAGAAAAAUGAUGCGUGAGGCAGUGGAGCCGCUGAAGAUCCUGCACACGACUUCCAACUAUGGGAAGAACUUGCCCGGAAAAUCAAGCACGAUUGAUCCCCACAUAGGUGUGCAAGCGUUGUGGACGUACAUUUUGCCCGAAGCCUACCGUGGCCCAAUGUCGGAGCAAGAUUCCGUCGAAGAUCGAACGCAGCCCUGUUGUAUGCACCAUGUUCGUCGUAUUUCGCUGCCACCUGCGGCGUUUGCCGAGUGGGCUGGCGUAGACGAUUUCGACGCUUACGUUGCAGCACAAAACGCACGAAAAAAGGGGAAGAAAGGAAAAGGAAAAGAAGGCAAGAAAGGAAAGAAGGGACGCGGCAAAGCACAGCACGGUGGAGAUGAUGAGGUGGAAGGCGCCGCAAACGACAAGUGGAGCCUUUUUUUCGUGAACACAACGCCUGGUAGUGCAGCACAGCAUCGGUUUCACAAGUACGUCUUGAUGAUGGACAGCGAGCAUGACCAGUGGGCCGCCAAGUGCAGGCAUUUCGCACGUUACAAACCAGUGGAAGAGGUUAGUGGAGUCUCCAGUUUCGAGCUACCUGCUGCGCUCGCACGUUUUUAUCGGGAGGAGUUUGGGGGCUUGUUGGACGCCUGCAACGAGGAUGGCCGGAUUGUGGAGCAUGUGCAUGUUGGCAUUCUCGGUGGAAACGUGUUCGCGUCGUACGUCGAUGAAAACCCGCAUGUCUGGGAGCACACUCUACGCCCGGCGCUGCCGCGCAUUCAUCAGAACGGGAAUGAGGAUCCCCAUCACGAGGACGACUUUGAUUUUGAGAACUGGCAGUCUGAUGGCGAACCCGAAGAAUCGUGGCAAACUGUCAAGGGGAAGCCAAAAGCGAAGGAUGGUGCUAACAAGACUCAUUAUUGCGUUCUUUCUCUGCAGCACGACUUUUGUCGUCUCUUUUGGAGUUUAGAAUCACAAGUUCAAUCUAUUUUUUUGACAUGUACUAAUCGUAGUGCAUCAUUAUUUUUUUUUGUUCUCUCCUUUUCGAAUCAGGUUGUCUGCCUUUUUGUUUCGAAUCGGAUGAGAACAUCUUUCCAGAUGGGGAGGGUAUUUUCCGUCACUAUUGCCGCGCAGAAGCGUUAUGGCGCUGCAAACGCAACGGAUGUCACACUGCGGCAAGGAACGUACCGGUGCCGCUAAGGGUCCCGGUGGGCAGUAAGAAGAAAGCUACAGAUCAACAGGGUGAUUCAGCUGAAACAACUUGUGUUGAACAAGAAGAUGCUGAUCGUGAUCAACAAAGUGAUAUCCGUGGUCCCCGCUUUGCCAAAAAUAUCACCGAUGCCAAGAAACUGAAGGAUGAUGAUCGUGUGGAAUCUCGCUGGUUCUCCAGCACUUGCUGGUUUCAUGAGCACCUGAAGGACCGUGAGUCGCAGAAUUUGCGUAAGGGAUUCGAACGCCAGUACUGCAACGAAUGUUGGCGCACUUAUGGCGACUGCAUCGAGGGGAAAAUUUUGGAGUACGCCAAGAUGGGCUCCGGGCUCUACAACGGCAAGGGAUACACUGGAAGCGAUAAUCCGAAUGUUAUGGCGAAUAAUUGAAGUUCAUAUAAUCUCAUCUCGUAAUAUAGCAAAAGUGUACUACUUACCGAUGAAAUACUCUUGGUCCAACGAUGCUGAUGCACUACGUUACAGAUGAGAUAGAGAUUUAGAUGAGAUUGAUAGGUUAAUACUAGCUUGGAGCGUCCGAUAACAUCCCUCCCACUAGGAUCCCCCUCCUCCCCAAAAUAAGAAAGAAACUAAGCAAGGCAAAGAUGUAAGCGAUACGCGUUUUCAAAUUUCGAAAAUUUUCCACGUUUUGCCAUAGUUUGCGGAUUGGGUCUCGUGCGUUUGAAGUCAAGGGCUAAGAUCCCAAAGCUUUCCGACUUUCAGCCCUUUCGCUGAAAUUCAGUGUCUUGGAUCUGCAUUCUUCAAAUUUCGAAAAUUCUCCGCGUUUUGUUGUCGUUUUGGGAUUGAAUUUUGUGCGUUUGGAGCGCUAAAGUCCCUAAGUUUUUGACUUUCAGCCCUUUCCCUGAGAUUCAGCCUCAUGGGUUUGCAUUUUUCAAAUUUCGAAUAUUUUCCACAUUUUGUCGCCGUUUUGGGAUUGAAUUCUGUGCGUUUGAAGUGCUAAAGUCCCAAAAUUUUUGAUUUUAAGCACUUUCCCUGAGAUUCAACCUCUUGGCUUCGCGUUUUUCCAAUUUCAAUAAUUUUCCACGUUUUUCGUCGUUUUGGGAGUGAAUCCCGUGAGUUUGAAAGGCUAAGGCCCCAAAAUUUUUGAUUUUAAGCCUUUUCGCUGAAAUUUAAUGCCUUGGCUUCGCGUUUUUCAAAUUUCGAAAACUUUCCACAUUUUGCCGCCGUUUUCGGGUUGAAUUCCGUGCGUUUGAGGUGCUAAGAUCCCAAAAUUUUUGAUUUUAAGCCCUUUCUCCCGAAAUUCAAUUCCAUGGCUUCGCGGUUUCAUGGUUAAUGGUUUCAUGGUUAAUGGUUUCGUGGUUUCCUGGUUUCAUCUUGGUUUCCUGGUUUCGUGGUUUCAUGGUUUCAUGGUUUGGUUUCGUGGUUUGGUUUCAUGGUUUCAUGGUUUCUUUUCAUGGUUUCCUGGUUUCGUGGGUUCAUGGGUUCAUGGGUUCAGGGGUUCAGGGGUUCAUGGGUUCAUGGGUUCAGGGGUUCAGGGGUUCAUGGGUUCAUGGGUUCAGGGGUUCAGGGGUUCAGGGGUUCAGGGGUUCAUGGGUUUGGGGUUUGUUUGUUUUUGUGUUGGAGGUUUUGGGUUUGGGUGUUUUGGGUUUGGGUGUUGGAGCUUUUGGGUUUGGGUGUUGGAGCUUUUGGGUUUGGGUGUUGGAGGUUUUGGGUUUGGGUGUUGGAGGUUGAGGUUUCCGAAGGGAUGUGUUUGCAAAGUUUUAUUGCUCUUAAUAUUGACACUAGUUCUAAUGGUAGGGAUGGAACGACACUGCAAAUGCGGCCAGUUGGGCGGCACCAGCAGGACACAUGCGAUAUCUGUCUACGUCUGAAGCGCGAGCAAGGUUUCAGUGCUGGGUGUCUCAAAUUUUCCAGUUGGUGUGCGAAAGGGCUUAUUCGCGUCAAACCGGGCUCGCAACGCUGGUCUUGGGCGGCAGGAAUUAACUCUGAGGAGGAUGCACAAAAUGCUUGCGCUGGAGGUGCCGGUCGUGCGCGCCGACGCAGAUAAGCAGAGGAUCACCGAAAAUGUAGUCAUGAUAGUAAAAAUAUGAUGGAAAAAGUGAAGCCCGGAGCUUUCUGUAAGAAGAAAUAUUUAUGUAGGUACGUACGUUCUCUUCGGAGAAAAAGAAAUUGUGACUAAGUUUGUCGUGAACCACGACAGAUUUUGAUAUUGACCAAAUCCCAUACCCAUUUCAAAAAAGACGACUCACUAUCGAGCAAAAUUUUUCAAAUAAUGUGACCAUCGAAUAUUUCAAUUUCUAGUAUUUUUUUUUACUCCCCCACUUCCGCGGCAGUUGUUUGCCCCCAUUUACACGGCAUGCGUUUGCCGUCAGCUCCACGGCAUUCGCUUGUCCUAAAAUAUUCAGCACCCAGUGGGCUCAUUCGCUAAGUGCAAGGUUUUUCCAAGAAAGCUGCAAUGAAGCGUACAUUGAUGGAGUUCCCGAAUUUCAGUCAUACCACGCGCACGCUUCAUGUUCCUCAAGCAUGAUUUAUUGCACAUGGUAUUCAGCUCUAGAAAUGCGGAACGCGCUCAGAAAACGAACAG